This is a messenger RNA of Blepharisma stoltei, 517 nucleotides long. NCBI's taxonomy places the organism in Eukaryota, Ciliophora, Heterotrichea, Heterotrichida, Blepharismidae. The record is from the annotation of a GenBank genome assembly.
AUGGCAGCAAGAUUUACAUGGACUCAACUGAUGACAUGGGAACGAGAAGCAGUUAGAAGGCGCGUUCCAUUGGAAAUUUCUGGACUUGUAACAAGAGCAGCAGAGCUCCCAAACUAGCUAACUAAUUAUCUAUUAACGUUUAACGUCCACUACGGGGUAGCCGACUCCAGAGCUACCACCAUAUCUGUCCACGUGUCGGGCCCAGAGACCGCUGGAUCGAUCCCCUUCGAUUCUCCAAGGCACGGGCAAAUCAGAGCUCCCAAACAAUAGAUCGAUCCUUGGACCAACAGUGACGUACGAAAGAAAUGGUGAAAAGACUCUUCUUACCCACAGGGCAAGAGCUCGCUGGGGAAUGUGGCUCCUUUUCUUCUUAGGCGGGUACCAGGUUAACAGACUGAUGAAGGUUGGUUGGGACAACGAGCAAGAGCACCAUAACUUUGAAUUUGACAACAUCGUCUAUGACAAGCUCUCAUGUCGCCAAGUUCCAUAUCAUGAAUCCGUGUUUGGAUACCCUUAA